Ogataea angusta is the source of this 387-nucleotide messenger RNA. RefSeq lists its product as uncharacterized. Lineage: Eukaryota; Fungi; Ascomycota; Pichiomycetes; Pichiales; Pichiaceae. The transcript has a single exon. Gene Ontology annotation, cellular component: mitochondrial nucleoid. Gene Ontology annotation, biological process: positive regulation of helicase activity; mitochondrial DNA replication. Gene Ontology annotation, molecular function: single-stranded DNA binding. Bases 1 to 387 code for a protein of 128 amino acids. The record is from RefSeq and is a predicted model, not a curated record.
AUGCUCAGAUUGCAAGCCAGAACUUUCUCUAGCACCGCUAGAGCCCAGCUCGCCAAAAUCAACCUCAUUGGCACUAUCGGGUCCGACGUCACCAAGGCCACCACGUCCACGGGCAAGGAGUACGUCAGAUACUCGCUGGCGGUCGACUCCAGGUCGAAAAACAACGACUCCACCUCGUGGUUCAACAUUGCCUGUUUCAAUGAGAACCAGGCCAACUUCAUGAGCGAACGUCUCGGUAAGGGAGCCAGAGUGUAUGUCGAAGCCGACGUGUCCAACAGUCUCGUUGAGAGAGAGGACGGCUCCAAAUACAUCUCGUGGGUUCUGUUCCAGAACACCGUCGAAGUCCUCAGAUUCCCAAAGAGAGAGGAGCCGGCCGAGGCGGAAUAG